AUGCCAACACAGGAUAGACAGAGGAAUACGACGAGAAUCUUUAACACAAAAAAAGCAAAUUGGCAUGCUUUUAGAGACGAAUUAGUAAGACAGCUAAAAGUAAGAAAUAUAGACAAAAACGAGAUAAGUAACAUUACAACCAAAGAAAUAUUAGAAUUGACAAUAUCAAAGUACAUAGACAGUAUAAGACAGACAUGUGAGAAGACAAUACCGUUAAUUAAACAUAAAAUUAAACCAAAAAUCACAUGGUGGAACAAAGAACUAGAAAUACUAAAAAGAGAAAUGAACACAAAAAAGAGAAGGAUACAAUGCGCUGCACCGAGUCGCAGAGGAUGGGUAGUAAGCGAGUUCCUAGAAGCAAAAGCAAAAUACGAAGAAGAAGCGAAGAAAGCCCAAACAGAGAGUUGGAAGAACUUUUGUAUAAAACAAGACCGGGAAAGUAUGUGGGACAGUAUCUAUAGGGUUAUAGCUAAAACUUCGAAAAAAUAUGAAGACCAACCACUUGUGAGGAAUGAAAUAGACAUGAGCGCGGAAGAGUCAGUAAAGUGGCUUGCGGAUACAUUCUUUCCCGAAGAUAGGGAAGAAGAAGAUAAUGCAGAUCAUCAGCAAACGAGAAGAUCCGCAAACAAAGAAGAACUCCCAGAAACCUAUGAGAUAGACCCACCAUUCACAAUAGCGGAGUUAAACUACGUAGUAAACAGCUUAAACCCUAAGAAAGCGCCUGGCCCAGAUGGCUUUACUGCAGACAUCUGCUCAGUGGCAAUAUCCCAGGACCCUGAUAUCUUUUUAAAUAUAGUUAACAAAUGCCUCCACCUGUCACACUUCCCCGUACCAUGGAAGGAAGCAAGGGUAAUAGUUCUGAGGAAACCAGGAAAGGACGACUAUUCGACCCCAAAGUCCUACAGACCAAUCGGACUAUUGUCAAUAUUGGGCAAAGUGCUCGAAAAAAUGUUGAUAAGGAGAAUUAGGUGGCACCUUUUACCAAAAUCCAACCCCAGACAAUACGGUUUCAUCCCACAGCGCAGUACAGAGGACUCCUUGUAUGACUUACUUCAACAUAUAAAACACAAUUUAAAGAAGAAACUUAUAAACGUCGUAGUAUCGCUUGAUAUAGAAGGAGCGUUUGAUAGCGCCUGGUGGCCGGCAAUUCGUUGUCGGCUAGCAGAGAAAUGCUGUCCGCUAAAUCUACGAAAUAUCGUAGAAAGUUAUUUAGAAGAUAGAUUGGUCUGUGUGGCGUAUGCAGGAGCUGAACACACCAAAAAUAUGUCGAAAGGAUGCGUCCAAGGCUCAAUCGGGGGGCCCACAUUUUGGAAUCUGUUAUUGGAUCCCCUGUUGGAUGGUCUGGAGAGGAGGGGGGUAUACUGUCAAGCAUUUGCUGACGAUAUUGUCCUGAUAUUCUCCGGAGAAACAGCCUCAAUAAUUCAGGAACAAGCCAACAAUACCCUGGCAUAUGUGCAUGAGUGGGGAGUCAGAAACAAACUUCGAUUUGCGCCUCACAAGACAAACGCAAUGGUUAUAACCAAGAAACUCAAAUAUGAUACUCCACAUAUGCAUAUGGGAGGAACUGACAUAAGACUAGUAGAAGAACAGAAAAUACUUGGACUUACUAUCGACAGGAAGCUAACCUUCCACAAGCACGUACUCACAAUAUGUCGGAAAGCUGCCAAUAUAUACAAACAACUCUCAAGAGCAGCCAAAAUUGAGUGGGGCUUGAACCCGGCGAUUAUCAGGACAAUAUACGUGGCUGUAAUAGAACCAAUAAUCCUGUACGCGGCUAGUGCGUGGGCUACAGCAGCAGAAAAAAUCAACAUCCAGAAGCAGUUAAAUGUGAUUCAGAGAGGAUUCGCACAAAAAAUGUGCAAAACCUAUCGGACAGUCUCCCUAAAUGCAGCACUGAUCCUAGCAAGAUUGCUUCCUCUAGAUCUUCGGGUUCAAGAAGCAGCCUCUCUUUAUGAAGCAAAGAGGGGUAAACCUCAGGAAAAAAUUGGCUAUAGGGAGAUUGAAGGUAGAAUCUCAUUCCUAAAGGCAGAACAUCCGGCAAGGGAAGUAGAGAUAUCAUUUGAAUACCUGGAAGAUAUGGAGCCCGAAACUUUAAAGAAUCUUAACAUCAAAGGAGAGCAAAUUUAUACAGACGGAAGCAAAAUUGACGGCAACACCGCCGCGGUAACAAAGAUAUUUUUACCAGAUGCAGACCGUGCGUACAGAUUAUUGCAAAAGUUAGACCUCAGCCCUAUAAUAGUUCAGGUAAUUACUGGUCAUGGUGGGUUUGCAAGCUAUCUCAACCGUUUUAAGUGUAAAGACUCUCCAGAAUGUAUUUGUGACUCUGAAAAAGAAGAAACUGUGGAACAUUUAUUAUUAGAGUGCCCUAAAAACAUUGAAAAAAGAUUGAAAUUAGAAAUAAUUACAAAUAUUAAACUCAAAGUAGAAAAUAUAUGUGUAUUAUUAGAAUGUAAAAGGCAUAGAAAUAAGUUCAUAGAAUAUUGUAUAGAUAUAGCAAAAGAAGCGAUAAAUAGAAAUAAGACUAGGUAA
This is a messenger RNA of Parnassius mnemosyne (clouded apollo), 2529 nucleotides long. NCBI's taxonomy places the organism in Eukaryota, Metazoa, Arthropoda, Insecta, Lepidoptera, Papilionidae. The record is from the annotation of a GenBank genome assembly.